Messenger RNA from Zophobas morio, 1606 nucleotides. RefSeq names its product DEAD-box helicase Dbp80 (gene Dbp80). The transcript is spliced from 9 exons. Gene Ontology annotation, cellular component: cytoplasmic stress granule; nucleus. The record is from RefSeq and is a predicted model, not a curated record. Lineage: Eukaryota; Metazoa; Arthropoda; Insecta; Coleoptera; Tenebrionidae. The coding region runs from base 126 to 1535 and encodes 469 amino acids. Gene Ontology annotation, molecular function: RNA binding; RNA helicase activity; ATP binding. Gene Ontology annotation, biological process: poly(A)+ mRNA export from nucleus.
CGCACCGCCAUUGCCCCACAACAAACACAAAUCCCCCAAAUGGUGCCACAAACAACACUAAACACGAUAAAAAAUAACCGCAAAAUUGCAAAAUCCUCACAAACCAAUCGACGUGAUAGCAAACCAUGUCACAAAAAAUAGAUUGGGCGAAGUAUGCCGAAGAACAAGAAAAAACUCUCCCAAAGAAGCUAAACCAGAUCACUAUCACCCCCAAAGAGGAAAACGGUAGAGAGUCUGAUGAUGCACCCGAACAAGUUAAUCCGGCAGAAGUAAGCUUACUGCGCAAAGUGAUCAGAAAAGGCUUAGUUGAGAGCAAAACCGACCUUGAGGUGCAAAGACAAAACCCGAACUCGCCCCUAUAUUCAGUGAAGACAUUUGAAGCACUGAACUUAAAUCCGAAUUUGUUGAAAGGCGUCUAUGAUAUGGGGUUCAACGCACCCUCAAAAAUACAAGAAACCGCUUUGCCUACGCUUUUAGCCAACCCACCACAAAAUCUCAUCGCUCAAUCUCAAUCCGGUACUGGAAAAACCGCUGCUUUUGUCCUGGCGAUGCUGAGUCGCGUUGAUACUUCAAAAAAAUACCCACAAGUUUUGUGUUUGUCUCCAACGUAUGAGUUAGCAAUUCAAACUGGUGAAGUAGCAGCACACAUGGCUAAGUUUUAUCCCGAAAUUGAAAUGAAGUACGCCGUGAGGGGCGAAGAAGUUUCCAGAGGUACCCAUCUAUCAGAACACAUUAUUAUUGGAACACCAGGAAAAGUGCUUGAUUGGGCUUUGAAAUUUAGGGUUUUUGAUCUGAAAAAACUGACAGUGUUUGUGCUGGAUGAAGCUGACGUUAUGAUCGCGACCCAAGGGCAUCAGGAUCAGUGCAUAAGAAUUCAUAAAAACUUGAGUCCCAGUUGUCAGAUGAUGUUCUUCUCUGCUACAUAUGAUCAACAGAUUAUGGAAUUUGCUGAAGUCAUAGUUCCUGACCCCAUAACAAUAAGACUGAAACGCGAAGAAGAGAGUUUAGAUAAUAUUCAACAAUAUUAUGUCAAGUGUGCUGGUCCACAGGAGAAAUACAACGCUGUAACGAACAUUUAUGGGACUGUGGGUGUGGGUCAGGCUAUUAUUUUUUGCCAUACUAGACGCACUGCGAGUUGGCUCGCCGAAAAAAUGUCUAAAGAAGGCCACGCCGUCGCCGUCCUAACGGGCGACCUCACAGUAGAACAGCGCAUCAACGUUCUAGACCGUUUCAGAUCAGGCCAAGAAAAAGUCCUCAUCACCACGAACGUUUUGUCUCGAGGUAUCGACGUCGAGCAAGUAACAAUCGUCGUCAACUUCGAUCUACCAGUAGACAUGAACGGCAAAGCGGAUUGCGACACGUACUUGCACAGGAUUGGACGUACAGGAAGGUUCGGUAAACUCGGUAUCGCUAUAAAUUUGGUCGACUCGCAAGACGCAAUGAACAUCUGUCAGUCCAUCGAGAAACAUUUCAAUAGAAAGAUUAAGUAUUUGAACGCUGAGGAUUCAGACGAGAUCGAGAAAAUCGGUGCAUGAGUUGAAUUGCAUCUGUUUCCAGUGAAAAAUGCUGUUUUUUAUUUAAUAAAUUGACAUUUCUUUAUUUUGAA